AUGCCUGCCCUCUGUCUCAACCUGGUUGGCGCCACGCCUGCUCUCCCGCUCGACUCGCUCUCCGCCAUUCCCGCUUUCCUGUUCGACCCACGCAGAUAUCUCGACUGCGGCAUCCCGAUGAUCACAUACUCAGCCCUCGAUGUUUCCGCCCUCGAUGCUAAGCCUGAUGAUGCGGAUGAUUCAUGCACAGCACUCUAG
Molecule: messenger RNA, 198 nt
Organism: Heterobasidion irregulare TC 32-1
Lineage: Eukaryota; Fungi; Basidiomycota; Agaricomycetes; Russulales; Bondarzewiaceae
Exons: 2
Coding region: 1-198 (65 amino acids)
Source: RefSeq, a predicted model, not a curated record